Messenger RNA from Pelobates cultripes (western spadefoot toad), 390 nucleotides. The record is from the annotation of a GenBank genome assembly. Lineage: Eukaryota; Metazoa; Chordata; Amphibia; Anura; Pelobatidae.
AUGGGCAAUAAAAAGAAACCUACUACUUCUCAGGAUGCUUCACACCCGACGCCGCACAAAAAAGCGGGCGACCUCGACAGAUAUUUCCGUGAUAAAAUCAAGGUUCUGUUGAUGGAGGCUGAAGAUAGCGUGGAGCUGCCAUCUUUAUCACGUGACUCCCUGCCGCAGAGACCAGCAUUUUCGGAACUGUCCAUGAGUAGCAGGGAUACAGACCUGCACACUCUGAUACAGAAUUUACCUUCCAAGACAGAUAUUGCCUCGAUGCUGGCAGGGCUGGAAUCUUCCAUGCAGGUCUCCUCCCUUGCACAGGAUAUCCGCCAUGUGGGGCACUGGGUCACUGACCUGGAGGGAGAAGUGGAUGUGAUCCGGGCUCGCCUCCACAAUAUAUAG